AUGUCUCUGAUUCCAUACCAUCCGCGCGAAGGCCGCGAAAUCGUCCUCCGGCACCGAAAUGCAAUAGUUGUUCGCGAUCCUGCUUCUCAGCGCCUUGAGAUUCGAGCCUUGUCCGAGUGCCCGACAUGCCGACAGCCCUUGCGAUCAUCCUCUCCAGAUAGGCAGUUCGACAACGCUCAACACCAUGAUUCAUUUGUCGACCCAAAUUACUUCCGCAUGCUGCGAGCCGGCCCUCACAACGCCCGAACAGAUCAUCCCCCCUCUAGUCCGAUUCGUAGAUUCGUACAACCUAGCCUUCCAAACCCGCAGCCGGCCGUCAUAGAGGAUACAGAGGAUGCCGAGUUCAUUUCAAGCACGCCAGCUGUCCAGGAAGGCAGCCGUAUUCGCCGUGAGGCUUUCAGCCCAAACUAUUUCAAGACCUUUUUUGUCGAAGAGAAGGAGCUUGGCCGUGGCGGCAAAGGCGUUGUGCUACUUGUCCGUCAUGAAAUUGAUGGUUGUCAUCUUGGCCACUUCGCCUGUAAGCGUGUGCCAGUUGGCGAUGACCAUGCGUGGCUUGAAAAAGUGCUCGUCGAGGUCGAGCUGCUCGCCAAACUUUCUCACCCAAAUCUGGUCUCCUAUCGCCAUGUCUGGCUGGAGGACGUUACUUUGACACGAUUCGGUCCCAGCGUGGCAUGCGCUUUCAUCCUGCAACAGUAUUGUAAUGGGGGUGAUCUGCUUCAGUACAUCAUAGGAGAACAACCUAAAGAGACAACCAAGGAGCAACUGAAGGCACAGAUGCGCAGGAAGUCCAAAGGCCAGCUCGAGCUUCCUCGCGACCAAUUCGCCUCUCAAAGGCUUCUCUCUUUUGAAGAGAUCUUCUCGCUUUUCAGAGAUAUUACAUCCGGACUCGCCUACCUCCACGCCGCCAAUUACAUCCAUCGCGACCUUAAGCCGAGCAAUUGUCUAUUACACCGAGAGGGUAGUGGAUUGGUCUGCCUGAUCAGUGACUUUGGCGAAGUUCAAUCAGAAAAUAUGGCUCGCAAAUCCACCGGGUCCACUGGCACCAUUUCCUACUGUGCCCCAGAGGUCUUGAGAAAAGACUCAACGGGACGCUACGGAAACUUUACAACAAAAUCUGACAUUUUUUCUCUCGGCAUGAUUCUCUAUUUCAUGUGUUUUGGUCGUUUACCCUACCGGAGUGCCAAUGCUAUCAACGAGGAACUGGAAGAUAUAGAUGAGCUUCGCUCAGAGAUUACCCAGUGGCAGGGCUUUCAAGAUGAACGCAGGGAACGCCCAGACCUGCCUUCGAAACUGUACCAACUUCUCAAGAGGCUAGUCGCUCUAGACCCUUCUCAGCGUCCUAGCGCGAAUGAGGUCCUAGCAGCUAUGAAAACCGAGUCCACUAUGGAUGGCGCUCCCCGAGGUAGGAGCUCGAGUCCAUCAAUAGGUCUUCACGGCCGUCGUAUCCAAAAUCUCGACUCUCCGAUGCCUCCAAGCACUCCUGUACCAGACCCUCAGAAACAGUCCAGAUUCUCAUCUUCUGAAGAAGGCUACAAUAUCCCUAGCAGGACUGCUGAAGAUGGAUCUCCUCGUCCGAGCUUGCAGACGAGUAUGCAGAGACAUUCGGAUCCCAACUCACCACGACAUCGACCACACGCAAUGGUGGCAUCGCGCAGCCCCCAUAGUUUUACCCGACUAUCUCCAGAGAUAGCAAUGUCGGAAGGGAGCGCCGAGUCCGUUAAGGAUGAGCCUCUAGGCUCGCCGCCACUUUUGAUGCCACCACCUGGCACCCCAUUAGAUUCCUUUCGACAUAAGCUCAUGGUUAGUUGCCUACGAGCAGGUCAAAUUUUCCACUAUAAUGCCACUCCUUUACUGGUGGUUGUCCGCCUAGGACUUUUCCUGAGUAAGCUUUAUAGCUUGACCCGCCCAUGUUGGCCGUACAUGGUCAGCCCAGAAAUCGGAGCCCUCUUAGUUGUUCUCGCUGCGGUUGAUCUCGGUCUUGCAAACUCUGAUACAUCUCCAAACCCGAGAUAUCCACGAGAACUAGGAAGACAUAGACCAGCGAGCCUGCCUUGGGCAUGGGGAUUACGAGGCAGCAUAUUUCUUGCAGUCUUGCAUUUAGCCAUACUCUGGUCAGCGGAUCAUUGGAGUACUCUAUGCACUACUGGACGGCAUUCCUGGGAUGUCUGA
This is a messenger RNA of Colletotrichum truncatum, 2169 nucleotides long. RefSeq names its product calcium-dependent protein kinase. The record is from RefSeq and is a predicted model, not a curated record. Gene Ontology annotation, biological process: protein phosphorylation. Gene Ontology annotation, cellular component: cytoplasm; nucleus; cytosol. Gene Ontology annotation, molecular function: eukaryotic translation initiation factor 2alpha kinase activity; ATP binding. Lineage: Eukaryota; Fungi; Ascomycota; Sordariomycetes; Glomerellales; Glomerellaceae.